AUGGCAGCGCGUCGAUUUUUUUAUGAAAAUAAGUUAAUAAAUUUUCAUAAAAAUCACAUCAAACUGUUUGCUGUUUUCAUGAAAACGGCAAAUUUGUUGCAAAAUGCCAAUGUUCUGAAACGGUCCCUCUAA
This is a messenger RNA of Musca vetustissima, 132 nucleotides long. RefSeq lists its product as uncharacterized. The coding region runs from base 1 to 132 and encodes 43 amino acids. The transcript has a single exon. NCBI's taxonomy places the organism in Eukaryota, Metazoa, Arthropoda, Insecta, Diptera, Muscidae. The record is from RefSeq and is a predicted model, not a curated record.